GUUGCAUGCGGUGCACCUACAAAAACACCAUUCCGUGAGAGUUUUGAUGAUGGGAAGGGUAAACAAAGUAAACGUUUCCUGACAGUCCGUAGGCGCGAGCUCGAAUGUUCUCGAGCUGCGGCUAUUAAAGCAUCUUCUAGAUUGUGAAAAAAACCGCGUGAUAUCAGAGUUCGAGUCAUGAACGUGUUGAACUCUAGUCAGAAGGUUACAUGGUUCCAAAGCUAGCGAUCGGAGAAUAGAUGGUACGAACCGCCUGGAUAAAUACUGAGGCAACAGGUGAAUGGAAGUUCAUUCAGUUGACACCCACAAUGCUUCAUACUAGUAUCAUGUUGAUUUUCUCCGCUGCCGUCGCAGUCGCGGCAAUCGUCGCCAAAGCUUUCACAACCCCAAAGACAAGGAUACACAGCAGUGUCCGCGCCGUCAGGACAUUACUGAGUCCUCCUGAUGUCCCUACUCCCGCAUUAUUACGCGCAAGAUCCAUACCAAACCAGCGUUUGGUGAAGGCGCUCGGUAUAUCGAGCACCUUUGUCAGCGACGAUACCGGCGUCCAUGACAACUUCACUCGCGAAGCGAAAGUCCUAAUAGGCGCCGUCAGCGCGAAAGAUGGAUGGUCGAGGCUCGUUGACGUCGCUGAAAUCUGCGUGAACAGAUUCCUUGACGUAAAGAGCCUCGACUACGCCACCUUCGUGCAGUCUGUCACGCUCAGUGUCGUAUUGGCAGGUCUGCUGGGCACAGAUAUCGAAGAUCUUGACCCCGUGGACGUGGCAUUUGUGACAAAGGCCAUCAACGACCGUUGGGCACAAUCCAAAUCGAGCACUACUCUCACUACAGAAGUGCUCGAUCGCAUCAACCAUCACAUCAUCAGAUGGGUUCCAGACCGAACCAAUCCUCUCAAUCUCAUCAUCCCCGCAUAUGAAACAAUGUGGCGCGUAGCAGCAAUUGCGGUGGUAUAUUCUAACCGCGAUAGUCUGCUACGCGAUGCAUUUAUCUCAUACAACGAGAACCCCACUGACGAUCAGUUCCGCGCCUUCGCAAACGAAGAGACAGGAGCGCAGCCUAGUGCAGAGGCAAUCAUCUGUGAGGUUCUCCGACUCUACCCCCCGACUCGUCACAUCACUCGUGCCGUGGUCGUCCCAUGGUGGAAGCGACCGUUCGUCCCAUCCAUAGAUGUAGCAGACAUCGAAGAGGCACACAAAUCGCCUCUCUUCGGAAGUGAUCCAGAAUCCUUCAAUCCUAUGCGGUUUCACUCGAGCCAUGCCGCUCCUAAAAGGGACCAGCUGUAUGCCUUUGGGCACGGAAAGCUGAAGUGCGUAGCGGCAAGCUGGGCACCGCCAGCUGCCGCUGUCAUCACCGCGAAAAUCAUGGCCAAAUUGGAUGGCGUUGCGUUCAAGUUGCAGGAAGGACCAUGCAUUGGGAAAAGGGAAGGAUGGGAGGGUUGGUCGGUCCAAAGAGUAUAACGAACGUCAUGUGAUACAUAUUGGACUCGUCAGCUAUUGCUUGUACUGUAAGCUAGUCACGUAUGUUUUAACCGGAGGUCAUGAGAUAUAUGCUAUUCGAUUUGUCAGAUCAA
Messenger RNA from Suillus discolor, 1570 nucleotides. RefSeq lists its product as uncharacterized. Gene Ontology annotation, molecular function: oxidoreductase activity, acting on paired donors, with incorporation or reduction of molecular oxygen; heme binding; monooxygenase activity. The transcript has a single exon. NCBI's taxonomy places the organism in Eukaryota, Fungi, Basidiomycota, Agaricomycetes, Boletales, Suillaceae. The record is from RefSeq and is a predicted model, not a curated record. Bases 240 to 1457 code for a protein of 405 amino acids.